Messenger RNA from Ochlerotatus camptorhynchus, 1603 nucleotides. RefSeq lists its product as uncharacterized. The transcript has 5 exons. Lineage: Eukaryota; Metazoa; Arthropoda; Insecta; Diptera; Culicidae. The record is from RefSeq and is a predicted model, not a curated record. Bases 189 to 1550 code for a protein of 453 amino acids.
AACAAGAAUUAUCGCUUUUCAUUGAAAUGUAGCUCAGUUCACCAACAGCGGCUAUCGGAUGAGUUUGCAAACUCUUUGACUGCAAAUGCUUGAAGGUUGAAAUGGCGAAAACGGAUAUCUGUUUCUGAAGAUCGAGGUCACCCAACCCAAUCGAGUUAACCAAUGCUAGUGAAAGUGAUGAUAUAACAAUGAGAUACAAAGUGUGUUCUAGUUUCUUUCAUCUGUGGAUGGUGGUCACAUUUUUCGUCGUGUGCCAUGCUGAAGACGAUUUCAAUGAAUUUCAAGAUCGCGAUGAAGAAACCUUAGUACACUGCGUUCAUGAUUCAGCGCAUAGAUUUGGUAAAAGAAUAUGUGAUUGUGGAUAUCGGAACGAAGCCUUUAUUACACCAAAAUUUGAAGGAAGUACAACGGAAAUCGAAAUAGCAAAUUGCAAGUCGCUUCGAGUACGUCGGGAUACAUUCUCAGAGUUAUUUCAACUGACCAAACUAUCCAUCAUCAAUGUGGAGGAUCUCAUACUAGAGCCAAAUGCUUUUGAUUUUACACGUAAUACACCUUCAGCUCAGCUAAAAAUUGAUCUAAUCAAUAAUGUUAUAGAAGAAGUACCAUCUCACGUACUAAAAGGACCCGUAGCAGAGAUAAACUUCACCAGAUGUCGAAUAGGUGUUUUCAAGCCAUACAGUAUUACUAGUGUUCGCGAUCAACUAUAUGCCCUCAGCAUUGUGGAAUGUCUCGUAAACAGAAUAGAGCGACAUGCAUUUAAGCGUUUCGAUGUGAAUCAGCUUUUAAUGAAUGGAAGCAAAUUCAUUGCACCCAUACCGUCCCAAAGUUUCUACGAAAUUGAAGUUUUGGAUCGGUUUCUAAUAACAAAUUGCUCGUUUUAUGCUCUAUUACCAAGUGCAUUUACAUUUAAAAAUGUCACCAACCUUUUAAUUCGAAACAAUGAAUUCAACGAUGCAGCAGGAGAAUCUUUUGUAUUGCAAAUAAGGAAAAGCAUUCAGAUUGUAGGGAAUUAUUUCACAAAAAUUGAUGACACUGGAUUUCAACGCAUAAAUAUAGACAGUUCAUACUAUAACCGAAAUUCAGAACGACCCACACUGAAGUUUCAUAACAAUAGAAUAGGAAAAAUAAAUGGUGCGAGAACGCUGCUUUUCUCCAACGAUUUCGACGUAAAUCUUAGGGCAAUCUACAUCGAACAGAACAUUAAUUGCGACCAAUUGGUCGCUUUGAAAGAGUCUAGUAGUGUAUUGGUGAACCAUCCCGACGAGAUAUACUUUGGUUCAUCCCACGAAGGAAGCACUUUCAAAUCAUUUUACGACAUCCAAAGAUUUCAGUGCGUUGAAGAUGAUUUUUGGUUCUAUUUGAUAAUAGGCGCUGUCUCCGGAUCGAUAGUUUUGGCAAUUAUUACUCUGCUAAUAUCAUGGUAUUGUGUAGCGCAGAAGAAAAAGGAAACACGUAAACUCAAUGUAGUUAUGCCUGAGCCACGAACCUAUCGUGAGACUCAAAUAGUAAUGCAGAUAGAAAACCAUGGCCUGCUGAAAACGGAUCUAUGAGAAAAUCAUAUUCAUAAAGUUAAGAAGUAUGAGGCUGUUUAGAAUGUAAUAAG